AUGAGAUUGAGAUGGAACUUGGAAGAAACGUCGCAUAUUUUUCUUCCAGGUAGCUCCUUUCCAGUGCGUUACACACAAAUUUUGCUGUUGUUCACUUCCUUGGUGUUGACCUUCCAUCAGCGUGUCAAUGUGCCCGAAGUUAUUGUUGUACUCACAACCGCCAACGGCACGUACGCUCAUUUUAUGCCGGAGGGUUACUCAUUGACGCCGCACGAAAAGUCCACUAUGCUAGGAAGUAUUUAUUGGGGUGCAAUUUUGGUACAAAUACCCAGCGGCUAUAUCUGUAGUACCUAUGGUGGCAUCAAGCUCUUGUUCUGUUCGCUCUUCUUCUCCUCAUUCAUAUGCAUUGUGCUGCCGCUGAGUCUGAUAUUUGGCAAUUUCAUCACUUUUAUUUUGUUACGCGCGUUGCAAGGCUUGGCGCAGGGCGUUUUAUUUCCCACAAUCUUUGGACAUCUAGCCAAGUGGUGUCCACUCAACGAACGAAGUCUGCUCGGUGGCUUCUCGCAAUCUGGCGCGGAGUUUGGCGUAGCCUUAGGCUUGAUGAAUAGCGGCUUUUUAUCAGUGUCAUCAUUAUAUUGGCCAGCGGCCUUUUAUAUGCCAGGUCUCGCCGGCUUAGUGUGGUGCAUUUUCUGGUCAAUCUUUGGCGCUGAAUCACCAUGGGUCUCCAAACGUAUAUCAGUCACUGAAAAGCAGCUCAUACAAUCUGCCGGCACUCUUAGUAUGCGCGAAAACCGCCGCAAGGCUGCCAUACCCUGGUGCGCGAUCGCCACUUCAGUGCCUUAUUUGGUGCUGCUGUUAAAUAAAAUUAGUCACGCCUUUACGAUCGCGACCAUGGGCCAGCAGAUACCCAUAUAUUUGAACGGCAUGUACGCUUACGAGAUCCAUAUAAAUGCUUUAAUAUCGGCGCUGCCAUUUUUCAUUAUGUUAAUCAGCACUUAUAUGGUGACAAUCAUCUCGCAUUAUUUGCUGAAAGUCAGAAAAGUGCGUCUGUCGCUGGUGCGCAAGUCAUUAAAUACGAUUUCGAACUGGGUGCCCGCCACUGCAUUGGCGACUAUGAGCUUGCUGUCCAAGGACAAUGCGGUGGGUAACAUUUCCUGUAUCGUUAUUACCGUUGUCGCAUUUUCGACUUUUACGCUUGGUAGUUCAUUGAAUCACAUUGACCUGGCGCCAAAUUUUGCUCCACUCCUCUCUGGUGUUACCGGCACAUUCGUCAUGAUAGCGGCCAUUUUUUCGCCCAUAGCUGUGGCAGAAGUCGUAAAAGAUGAGAACGAUCCUUGGCAGUGGAAUAUCAUAUUCUUGUUCACAGCUGCUUUUCUCUUCGUAACGAAUUUGUUGUAUUUGUUUUUUGGCCAAAUGGUAGCGCAGCCAUGGAACGAACUGCAGACUAAAGAAACGAAAAGUGUUCAUAAUGAAGUGACAUAAACAUUUCCUUCACUUUAAA
Bactrocera tryoni is the source of this 1441-nucleotide messenger RNA. RefSeq names its product putative inorganic phosphate cotransporter. The record is from RefSeq and is a predicted model, not a curated record. Gene Ontology annotation, molecular function: transmembrane transporter activity. The coding region runs from base 1 to 1422 and encodes 473 amino acids. The transcript has 5 exons. Gene Ontology annotation, cellular component: plasma membrane. Gene Ontology annotation, biological process: monoatomic anion transport; transmembrane transport. Lineage: Eukaryota; Metazoa; Arthropoda; Insecta; Diptera; Tephritidae.